AACGCUUCUCACACGAGAACGCGUGAAAAUUUUCUCGUUUCACAGUUUUUCACGCAUCAAAACGGUACAGAUACAUAUGGCGCGCGCCUUUAUUUCGAAGCAAACAUAAGAAAAUUUUAAAAAAGAAAAAUCGUUUAGAAAUCGAAAGAACGCGUUAAAAAUUCGUUAGUAAAUUCUUAAAGCAGCAAAGUGAUUUUGUAGAUUUCACAAAAAAUUCUAUAAAAAAGUCAAGUAUAAAAAUUAUCAACAUAGGUACUCGUAGAAAUCCGCCAUCACUGCAAGCGAUCCUAUCAAAGUCAAAUUGGUAGUCGAUUUACGUCACCAGCGCCUGUUGAUCUUUUAACUUGUGGCUAUCCACACGUUUUUGUCGCUCAGUCUAACGCAGAAAGUCGUGAUAAACGUGCGUGUGUGCUAUUCAAUUGAAAAAAAUAAAAAAAAUUGCAACGAAAAAUAUUUUUUCAAAGUGUGUAAAAAUCGUUAGAGCGAAAUAAAUCCAUUGGAAUAACAUAUAGCAUAUGUAUAAACCUACAUAUGUAUGCGUAUGUGAGUGAAAUAAAAAUAGAUCUGCCUUAGUGACAUUGCGUAUGCAACUUGUGACAGCGCGAUUGCAUAUAAACAACAAAAAAUUUUGGUUCAAAUCUUGCUAAAGUAUAACAACGAAAACGGCGUCAGUAACAGGAAAGAUGGUGAAAAAUAGGCGUUUUGAUAAAGCUCCGGCUAUCGGGACGAGACAUGUGCAAUGCUUCUUGUGUUUUUGUUGCCUAUCAAUUUGCUAUGCGUUACGCGUCAACCUUAGCGUGGGUAUUGUUGCGAUGACAGACCGAAAUUCAACGAAUAGCGAUCUUAAGGUCUACGACUGGGAUGAGGGCACCAAAUCGUAUGUGCUUAGCAGCUUUUUCUGGGGCUACAUCAUUACACAAAUACCUGGUGGACAUAUUGCACAAAAAUACGGCGCCAAAACACUUCUGCUCAUCGGCAUCACGCUCUGUUCUGCAUUAACGCUACUCACUCCUUUGGCUGUUAAAAUUGGCGGUUGGCAAUUACUUUUCGCACUACGCGUCGUACAAGGACUGCUGCAAGGUUCGGUGCAUCCGGCGACACACGCUAUGUUGGCCAAAUGGGCGCCUGUUGAUGAACGUGGCGCGCUCAGCACCUUUUGUUAUUCGGGUUCGCAAUUCGGCACUGUAGUCGUCUUGGCCAUAAGCGGUGUAAUUGCUGAAUCCUCACUCGGCUGGCCUGGUAUUUUCUACAUCUCUGGCGGUUUGGGCAUCGUUUGGGGCAUUUGUUGGUUCUUCUUCUCAGCCAGCACGCCGGCGGAACAUAAAACGAUCUCACUAGAGGAGCGUAAAUACAUAGAAAACUCGUUGGGUCAAGUUGAUUCGACGCCGCGCACAGUUGCGCCUACGCCAUGGGUGAAGAUCUUCACCUCACCGCCAUUUCUAUCGCUCAUCAUUGUACACUGCACGCACAUGUGGGGCUUCUGGACGUUGCUAACACAAAUUCCCAACUACAUGAAGAAUAUACUGGGCGUGGAUAUGAAAAAUAGUGCGUUGCUAUCGUCGUUACCCUAUGCCGUUAUGUGUUUGCUGAGCUUCUUCUUCAUCUACCUGUCCAAGGUGUUGGCGCGUCGUGAGAACGUAUCGCUCUCAUUCAAUCGCAAAUUCUUCAACUCAAUCGGUCACUGGAUACCAAUGAUCUCACUCAUCGCAUUGGGCUAUGUCACGCAGGAACAUGCCAUGCUCGCUGUUGUGCUGCUUACGCUCACCGUCGGUAUCAGUGCUGCCACAUAUCUGGGCUUCCAGGUGAAUCACAUCGAUCUAUCACCAAAUUAUGCGGGCACGCUGAUGGGCAUCACCAACGGCUCAGCGAAUGUGAUGAGCGCGCUAGCACCGCUAGCCGUGGGGUUGGUUGUCACCGAUGUGACAAAUGCGGCCGACUGGCGCACUGUGUUCUUCAUUGCGGCAGGCUUCUACUUUGUAGGCAAUUUGCUUUUUGUCAUAUUUGGCAAAACUGAGGUGCAAAGUUGGAACUCGCCCGAAGAUGCGCUAGCGAAACGAUUGAAUGUGGUGGAUGCUGAAACGCCUGCGCUGCUGCUGAAUGGCGAUGCUAAAAAGCCAGUAGUAAUCAAGGAAAACGGCAAGCAAUAGGCCGACGCUCAAUGGCGGAGAUUGUUGGCCCUUGUACUGUUUAAGUAGUAGUUGUAGUUCAGUAAGCACACAGAAGACCUCCUAGUUGAUAAUUUGUAGGCUUAUGUAUUAAGGCUCUUAUGAAUGAUUCCUGUUGUGCGUGUAACGCGACAUGUUGUGAUAGUUAGAUAGAUGUUGCAACUGUAUGCGUUGCAGGCAUUCUGCGAUAAUGUAAUUUAUAUAUAUUUUUUGUUUAUAAGUAAAAUAGACAAUAAGUAUUUUAUAGUAAAAAGUGCGGGUAGGGAACAAAAACAGUUAAAAAUGGCUGCCCUGCACGCUUGUACAUAUGUAAGGAGUAAAUAUGUAAAUAACUAUGUAAAUCAGUCACGAAUGUUAGAUGGCCAGUUAAGCACAAUUAGUAAACUUAUUAAAUUUUUAUGCAUGUACGUUAAAUAAGACACAGACGAGCUUCCAAAUACCUAGACAAAAUUUCGAUAUUAUAUUUUUAAUGGAAAAGUAUGUAGAUAAGAAA
Messenger RNA from Rhagoletis pomonella (apple maggot), 2658 nucleotides. Its product is annotated as putative inorganic phosphate cotransporter. Lineage: Eukaryota; Metazoa; Arthropoda; Insecta; Diptera; Tephritidae. Gene Ontology annotation, molecular function: transmembrane transporter activity. The transcript is spliced from 4 exons. The record is from RefSeq and is a predicted model, not a curated record. The coding region runs from base 684 to 2147 and encodes 487 amino acids. Gene Ontology annotation, cellular component: plasma membrane. Gene Ontology annotation, biological process: monoatomic anion transport; transmembrane transport.